Messenger RNA from Ascoidea rubescens DSM 1968, 2435 nucleotides. RefSeq lists its product as uncharacterized. The record is from RefSeq and is a predicted model, not a curated record. Gene Ontology annotation, molecular function: DNA binding; methyltransferase activity; zinc ion binding. NCBI's taxonomy places the organism in Eukaryota, Fungi, Ascomycota, Saccharomycetes, Ascoideales, Ascoideaceae. The coding region runs from base 123 to 2219 and encodes 698 amino acids. The transcript has a single exon. Gene Ontology annotation, biological process: DNA repair; regulation of DNA-templated transcription.
UUUGAUUCAUCUAACCGUCCUAUCUUCUGCUAUUUACCAUCUUUCUAAAGCUCAAUUGAUUCUACUUUGCUACUAUCUAUAAAUACACUAUACAUAUCUCAUACUAUACAUUAUCUCACACAAUGGAUACCCCAUCACCAGCACUUUCUCCCUCUUCAAUUGGCUCCCCAAUUGAGAAGAGAAAUAGAUCCAGAUCCAGAAGUAAAAUUGAAUACGAGGAUUUAUUAUCCUUUGAUCUAUACACUUUCUACAACUACAAUUCCGAUAUAUUAAAAUGGACUGCUUAUGAAUUCUCCGAUCCCUUUGCUAUCAACGAAUUCUUUGUUGCCAACACUAAUUCAAAAAUAAUUUGUCGUCCCGACUGCGAAUAUUACCCCAAAGCUGCUCACUUAGAUGAUAUCGAAUUCCUAACGAAUAUCGACCAAUUCAUCAAAAUCAAGUCUUCUAAUACAAACUACAAAAUUUGCUCCAGUUGUAAUCCCAUUUCUUAUAAUUCAAAUUCCGAAUAUAAAAAUUUGGUGCAACUAUGCUCAAAACUUGUCAACCAAGAAAUUAAUUUCGACCCAAUCAAAUUUUUCAACUCCGCUUGGUUUAACAAUUUGCCCUACAAUAAUAAUAAUAAUAAUAAUAACAACAAUUCGAACUCCAGUUCCAACACUAAUAAUAUUAAUGAUAAUGAUAAAAUUAGAAAAGACAACAUUAACUGCAAUCACGUUAAAUUGGUCGAAAUCGCCUGCAGACAUUUAGCUGCUGUCGCCGUCAUUCUAACUAAAAAGGAUAUUGAAGAAGAAUUGCAAAUUUUAUCAAAUAACGAAAAACAAAAGAAAUCAAGACACAUUUUUGCCUCAAUCUCCCCUAAAAAGAGAAGAGGUGGAAUCAUCGGCUUCAAAGAAAUCGCUGCAAAGGCAAAAACUUCUCCAUGGCACUUUCACAGAACUUACAAAAAUGUCACCCAAUUAACCCCAAAGGCUUAUGGUGACAAAUGCAUGACUUUUUUAAGAUUAUAUCUUACAAACCAACAAGCUCCUUUUAACUUUUUUAACCAAUCUAACCACAUUAAAUUAACUACUCCAAUUAAAAAGAAACAUCUUUCCAACAUAAAUAAUAGCAACACCAUUUCUGCCGUUAAUAACAACAUAAUAUCCAAAAAUGAUUAUAAAAUUACUAAAAAACCCUCGAUAACAAAUCACUCAUUAACAAAUCAAAGAAAUCAUUCCACGGCCUCUUUAUCCAGUAGCAUAAGUAGCCCCUUAUCUCAACAUAAUCCCUUAAAAGUUAAUACAACCAAUUCUAAAGACUCUAGAAACAUUUUCUUCUCUUUAAACAACUACAAUAUCCAAAAUGCUUUUGAUUCAAAUACAGAUAUUAAUAACAAUAUCAACCAUGAAUUAAUUAUUCAACCAAACAACACCAUCACCAAUAACAAUAACAAUAACAAUAAUAAUAAUAAUAAUAAUAAUAAUAAUAAUAAUAAUAAUAAUAAUAAUAUUAACACCAAUGUUAGUAUUAAUAACGACUCAUUGGAUAAUUUUUCAAAUUUAUCUUCCUCUUUAGCUUACGCUUCUUCAAUAUCUUCCUCAGUCUCAUCCAUAAGAUCUAAUUCAACUUCAGAUAUAUAUCAAGAUUUGGACUUAAGUUUGAACUUUCCUCUUAAUUUGGAUUCCAACAACAACAUUAUUGAUAUUGAUAUCAGCAAUGUUCUUGAUUUUUCAUCCAUUGGCACUCAAAAUGAUUUCACUAAAUCUCUUUUUACUGAUGAUUUCAAUAAUGAACCCAUUAAUGCUCAAUUAACUGAAAAAUUGGAUGAUUUUUUAAAUUUCGAUGGCUUAAUUUCUGAACAGGAUACUAUUAAUCAUAAAGACUAUAACAAUUACAGUGAUUACACUAACUAUAACAAUUCUUCAUCCUUAUUCAAUAUGGAUAAUUUGGCUGAAUUUAACCCUUUCAAUUUUCAGGUUAACUACGAUAAUCAAUCAAAUAACAAUAUUACUGCUUCUACCGCUACUACUAAUAAUAACAAUAAUACGGUCAAUAAUCAAUUUAAUUCAAUUCCAAAUACUCAAUCAGUGGUCAUUGUAAAUGAUAAUGACUUAACAAGAGAAGUCACAAAGGACUUGAUCAAUCUUUGGAAUGGCAAAGGCAAAAAUAACAGUUUUAAAGCUGAAAAUUUAUUUGAUGAUGAUUUAUAUAAUCAAAUUAUUGCUUCUGGUGGUUAUUAAAUAAGUGAUGAUAAUGAAAUUUUAUUCUUUUUUUUUUUAUUUGUUUGCACUGUUUUCUGGUUCAUAAUUUUCUUCAUAUUCACAACUUUUCUUUAUGGGCUUUAAAAUCAUGAUUUUUUUUUGAAAUUCAUUUUAUGUUUAUUAUAUUUAAAUUGUUGAUAUUCCUCUGUCAGUUCUUUAACAUUUUUAUUUCUAUAUUUUUUAUGUAUUUUAUAU